This is a messenger RNA of Mesocricetus auratus (golden hamster), 5188 nucleotides long. RefSeq names its product solute carrier organic anion transporter family member 4C1 (gene Slco4c1). Lineage: Eukaryota; Metazoa; Chordata; Mammalia; Rodentia; Cricetidae. Gene Ontology annotation, molecular function: protein binding. The transcript has 13 exons. Bases 373 to 2550 code for a protein of 725 amino acids. The record is from RefSeq and is a predicted model, not a curated record. Gene Ontology annotation, biological process: sodium-independent organic anion transport; transmembrane transport. Gene Ontology annotation, cellular component: membrane.
UGGUCCACAGACUCCCACAGCCUCUAUUUGUCACCAGUCCCUGGGCUCCAUGAAAACAGUGCUGCACCGAGUUCCGCGAUAGUGCCACCCUCGCAUCCACGAUACUGCGGUCCUCUCCCCUCCCCUAGCGGAGGCGGGGUCGCACGCCCACGCAGAGCAUUAAGGUUGUUGCUUGCUGCGACAGGUGUGGCGGGACCAGGAGCUCCGGGAGUGUCCAGGCAGCUGAGGUGGCCACGAUGUGCCCAGAGGGGGAGGGCCAGGGGCGGAGACUGGUCCUGCUCUAGGGCGCUGUCACCUGCCCAGAGGCGGAGCCAGGAAAGAAACCAGUCUUGCUGAUCUCAGACACCUGAGUCCAGAGAACCCCUCUUGACCAUGCAGGACGCAAAAGGAAUCGAAAACCCCGCUUUUGUCCCUUCCAGCCCGGACACCCCGCGCCGUGCGUCAGCUUCGCCCUCCCAGGUGGAGGUCUCUGCUGUGACCUCCAGGAACCAGAAUGGGGAUUCUCAGUCCCGGGAAUCUGAGGAGCCCCAGAAGUCAUCUGAGCCAUCUCUGCCUUCUUCAACUCCUCCAGCUUCCGAUGAGCCACCGGGAACACAGCUAUGCGAGCUGGAGGAGGGACCCUGCGGGUGGAGGGACUUCCACCCCCGGUGUCUCCAGCUCUGCAACACGCCCCAAGGCUUUCUUCUCCACUACUGCCUCUUGGCCCUCACGCAAGGUAUUGUAGUAAAUGGCUUAGUAAAUAUUAGCAUUUCCACCAUCGAGAAGCGUUAUGAAAUGAAGAGCUCACUGACUGGCUUGAUAUCAUCCAGCUAUGAUAUCUCCUUUUGCGUGUUGUCUUUAUUUGUAUCAUUCUUUGGAGAGAGGGGACACAAACCUCGCUGGCUUGCCUUUGCAUCCUUUAUGAUAGGACUGGGAGCACUGGUGUUUUCCUUGCCACACUUUUUUAGUGGAAGAUAUGAAUUGGGAUCCCCUUUUGAAGAUACUUGCCUAACAACAAGGAACACCACUGGGUGCACAUCGUCAUCCUCUUUGCUUUCUAACUACUUGUAUGUCUUUGUCCUGGGACAACUGUUACUUGGAACUGGAGGAACUCCACUCUACACCCUGGGAACAGCCUUUAUCGAUGACUGUGUGCCCACACACAAGUCUUCUCUUUAUAUAGGAAUCGGCUAUUCUAUGUCAAUCCUAGGCCCUGCCAUUGGCUAUGUGUUGGGUGGACAGCUGUUGAGAAUGUACAUUGAUAUUGCAAUGGGACAAAGUUCUGAUGUCACUGAGGAUGAUCCCCGGUGGUUAGGUGCCUGGUGGAUUGGAUUUCUUUUAGCUUGGCUCUUCGCUUGGUCUUUGAUAAUACCUUUCUCCUGUUUUCCAAAGUAUUUGCCAGGAACAGCAAAAAUUCAAGCUGGCAAAACAUCCCAGACUCAUCAGAGUAGUAGUACUUCCUUCCAACAUACAGAUGAAAAUUUUGGAAAAAGUAUUAAAGAUUUUCCAACUGCUAUAAAGAAUUUGAUGAGGAAUUCUGUCUUUAUAUGUUUAGUUCUAUCAACUACUUCUGAAGCAUUAGUUACUACGGGAUUUGCCACGUUUUUACCUAAAUUUAUAGAAAAUCAAUUUGGAGUGACAUCCAGCUUUGCAGCUACCCUUGGAGGGGCUGCUUUAAUCCCUGGAGCUGCUCUUGGUCAAAUCUUAGGUGGUGUUCUUGUUUCAAAAUUCAAAAUGAAGUGUAAAAAUACAAUGAAGUUUGCAUUGUUUACAUCUGGAGUAGCACUUACGCUGAGUUUUGUAUUUAUUUAUGCAAAAUGUGAAAAUGAGCCAUUUGCUGGUGUUUCUGAAUCAUAUAAUGGAACAGGAGAACUGGGGAAUUUGACUGCUCCUUGUAAUGCCAACUGCAGCUGUUUGCGGUCCUAUUAUUACCCACUCUGUGGAAGUGAUGGCAUCCAGUAUUUUUCUCCCUGCUUUGCAGGUUGUGUAAACUCGGUUUCAAGCAAGAAACCAAAGGUGUAUUACAAUUGUUCCUGCAUUGAAAGGAAAGCAGAAUUCACACCGACUGUGGAAAGUACUGACUUUGAAGCUAAAGCUGGAAAAUGUGAAACUCGGUGUGCAAACUUGCCCAUAUUUCUCGGCAUUUUCUUCGUUACGGUGACCUUUACCUUCAUGGCAGGUACUCCGAUAACUGUGUCUAUACUGAGGUGUGUCAAUCACAGUCAGCGGUCUUUAGCAUUGGGAGUACAGUUCAUGCUACUGCGGUUGAUAGGUACAAUACCUGGGCCAAUUAUAUUUGGUGUCACAAUAGACAGCACAUGUGUUCUGUGGGAUGUCAAUGAAUGUGGGAUAAAAGGAGCUUGCUGGAUUUAUGAUAACAUCAGGAUGGCCCAUAUGCUGGUAGCCAUAAGUGUUACUUGUAAAGUCAUCACCAUGUUCUUCAAUGGACUUGCGAUUGUCCUCUAUAAACCACCACCGCCAGGCACAGAGGUAUCGUUUCAAAGUCAGAAUGUCGUUGUGUCUACUAUUUCGAUAGAAGAGGAUCUCAACAAAGUAGAAAAUGAAGGAUGAAAAAGGAAAAGAGAUUGCUUUGGAAAACUGGCUCCUGUCUGUAAGAACAAACCGUGCCAAGUCACCAUUGUUUAGUCCAUGUAGACCAUAGCUUACAAAUCCAUGUUCUACGAUUGAGGGUGUGUGUUGUCUAUGUACAAGUGCCUUUUUUUUUACAAUGCAAACAAACAAGCAAAGCAAAGCAAAACAAACAAACAAAAAUUCGAGGCCUAUAUCUUUAAAGUUCACCAAAAGUCGCAAACCACACAGAUUCUUAUUGACUUCCAUUGUCUAGCUAUGAAAUCACCAAUGCAUGACAACAACAGUGGCCAACAACAAGUAACUAAAAAAUGACAGUGAAAACACAAAGGUGCACAAACACAAAUUAGAACAUCAGUUUUUGUUUUGCUUUUUGUAAGACCUCACAUACCCCCAGCUGCCCAGGAACUCAGGUAGCCAAGGAUGACAUUUGAUCCCUGAUCCAACUGGCACUACAUUUCAAGUAUUGGGGUUACAAGGGUAUGUCACCACCACUGGCUCACAUUGACAUUUUCAAAUUCUUUCUAUAACUAGUUACACUUCAAUUUUCAUUGCCGAUAAUUUCAAUUUAUUUGAGACGUUUACAGCAUAAAAAUUUAAGCUAAUCAGGUUUAUGUGAUGGAUUUGGGGAUCAGUUAUUUAAAACACAUGAAAUUCAAGGCAGCUUUACAUUGUAAUCUGUUUUUAUAUUCUAUCUCCCUUUCUGCCAUUUUUUUCAUAGUAAAUAACUGAACUGAUAGAAUGUAGGAUAGUUAUCUUCUUUGUGUGUCAGUACCCUUAUGGCCUUAGAAAUAUUAGCAUUGACUAUACAUAUUUUCAACUUAAAAUAAAACUUCUAGGAGGUUAUUUGUUAAUAUUGACUUUUAACACUAAAACGUAUGAUUCUGUCAUAGUAUUAUUUAAUUACAUAUUCAGAGGAAAGAACCAGUUCCAGUAAUGAAAAGUGCCAUGUAGACCUGAAAAGCUGUCACAAUGCAUUGUUGACAAAUGCUUAUGUAUUGAAUACUUCAAAUUUUAUUUUCCAGACUAAUCACUUAGCACAUUACUUAGAGUAACCUAAGCAGAGUUUCAUUUAACAAGCAUCGGAUAUUUAUUUAGUUAAAGUUUUAAAUUUUAUAAGGCAUCUACUGGAAGCAUAAGUAGUUCAUAUGCCUGACAUCGGAGGAACUAAAGUCCAUUGGUGUGGGUUCCUUACAAAUUUACUUAAAAUAGUGAAGAGAUUAUUUAGUGUCAGCAAAACUAACUCACUAUUGUGGAUACUAUUUCUAAAUAAGAAAAGCACCGGAAGGCUAAGGAUUCUGUGGAAUGCAAAGUCUAAAUCUGAUACUUGGUACUGAAAACUAAGAACUAAGGCUCGUUAUAUUUGAGUUGUUUUUGCAAAUCAAAGCUUCUGCUUAGUAAGCUUUGGUAUCAGGUUCCCCUGCCAGCCAGCACCCUUCACUCCCCUUUGUUCUUUAUAAACGUCAUAUAUCAGAUUCCCCAUCAGGACAACAUGAGCCCAGAGAAAAGACCUGGAAGAAAGUAGGAGCCAGGGCCAUUAGAAUUCACAGAAUUUAUGAUGCUAAGUCUGGUGGUAAUCUGGGUAGGGUCAAGGACCUCAGAACCUGAUAGCACUUAGAGGUUUAAAUUCAAGAAGCAGUGAUGAGCUAGGAGUUAGACUCGCAAGCGCCUUGACUAGUAAAUGCAAUCUCAGGAAACAGAGGGCUAGACCUGCUUAACUCAGGAACAUUCAUGUACCAAAAAAUUAAAUUAAACAGUACAACCAAAACCCAGAUAUUUGGGGAGAAGACACUUCUGUCAACUAAAGGGACAAUACAAGAAAGAUGGGAAAUGCACAUGAUACCUCAGGAGAGAAUAUUCAUCCCCAUCACCCAGGCAUGUUAUAAAUACUGCCUCCAUUAUGGCCAAGGGUAUUAGACGUUAGACUUUGUACAUCCUGUGUGUGGAAGCAUGGAAUCCAGUGGGAAAACUGUAAUAUAAUGGCAUUCUUGAGAAGUUUCAGUGAUGGAAAUAUGAAAUGAGGACAAGAAAGAAAACAGACGAUUCAUACAAACAGGUGAGUAUAUGGCCUUAACUUAGGGAGAAGAAAAUAAUGUCCUAAAUGUCUAGCAAACAGGUAAAUAAACAGUUGGCAUCCAUAAUGAUUAGUGUUCAUCAAACUGACAUUGUCUUCAGUGAACUCGGUUUUGAAGUAUUUCUUUUAUAUUUUUUAAACAAACUUCAAAUGGAAAUGGCUAAAGGGAACCAAUAAUUUUGGUAAAUACACUACUGUAAUCUUCAUUGUUUUCUACUGUAAAUUCAUGCAGAUUGUAUGUCAGUAUGCUGCUUUUAGAGUACAUGUUCAUAAUAUGUGUUGGUCACAGCUUAUAAUUAUUUUAAAAUAAAUUGCAGGUGGACCUGCUGUAAUUUUGUACUAUAUCUUACAAUUUGUCAUAUUUUAAUUUUCUUAACUGCAGAAAACAGAAAUAUAAUUCAUACACAUGAGAAAAUUGUAUACCUUUGACGUUGAUAUGUACAUUGGAAGAAGAUAUACAUAAAAUAUAGACCUAUUUUCUUUGUUGAAAGCAGCUCUGUAAAUAAUUCCUACAUGUAAUUUUCAUUAAACACAAUAUUUGUGUUA